AUGCUGGUAUCUAACGCCAUUGUUGAAUUUAUUGGUUUUGCUGGCCGAGCCGCAUCGGGGGCACAAAAAGCAGGCUGUUGGACACUGGGACCAUACAUCACUCAAAGCAUGUUCAUUUUGAUUGCACCGGCAUUAUUCGCAGCGUCCAUCUAUAUGAUACUCGGCCGAAUCAUUAUACUUGUUGGCGGGCAAGAGCACUCGAUUAUUCGACCACAAUGGCUCACCAAAAUAUUCGUUAUUGGAGACGUCGUUUGCUUCUUUCUUCUUGCUGGAGGCAGCGGUAUCUUAGCUUCGAGCAAAAACAACCCGUCCUCCUCAGAUGCCGGUAACAAUGUCAUCAUUGGCGGCCUUGUUCUCCAACUCCUUUGGUUCGCCAUUUUUGUCACUGUCGCGGCUGUUUUCCACCGCCGAUUAAAUUCAGUUCCGACUAGUCGCUCGCAACAACCAGACUGCCGCUGGCGAAAAUACCUCCAAACACUAUACAUUGCCGGUUGCUUAAUCAUCAUUCGAAACUUGUUCCGUGUAAUUGAAUAUGCUCAAGGGAAUGACGGGUACCUACUUACGAAGGAAGCCUUUAUUUAUGUUUUUGAUGCACUGCCAAUGUUGGCUGUCGUGACUUGGCUUCACUGGAUGCAUCCUGGAGAAAUUGGUUUAUUGCUUCGUGGUGAAGAUACAUUCAAGAAUGGACUUGAAUUGAUUCACCAUCGCCCCAAGAACUAG
Trichoderma gamsii is the source of this 720-nucleotide messenger RNA. Its product is annotated as RTM1. The transcript is spliced from 3 exons. The coding region runs from base 1 to 720 and encodes 239 amino acids. Lineage: Eukaryota; Fungi; Ascomycota; Sordariomycetes; Hypocreales; Hypocreaceae. Gene Ontology annotation, cellular component: membrane. The record is from RefSeq and is a predicted model, not a curated record.